AUGGCCGUGCGGUCGACUAAACCCGAUGAAGGGAUUGUAGAAGCUGCGUGGAGAGCUGGCACUGGCAGGGAACAAGAAUUGACGUGGUUCUUUAGCCCGAGGGUCAUGGCACAUGGCAAGAAAAUAGACUCUGGGCAAAAGGACUGGGUCCGCUGA
This is a messenger RNA of Aspergillus niger, 156 nucleotides long. RefSeq lists its product as uncharacterized. Lineage: Eukaryota; Fungi; Ascomycota; Eurotiomycetes; Eurotiales; Aspergillaceae. Bases 1 to 156 code for a protein of 51 amino acids. The record is from RefSeq and is a predicted model, not a curated record. The transcript is spliced from 2 exons.